This is a messenger RNA of Anastrepha ludens (Mexican fruit fly), 9340 nucleotides long. RefSeq names its product PH and SEC7 domain-containing protein (gene Efa6). Bases 1730 to 6703 code for a protein of 1657 amino acids. The record is from RefSeq and is a predicted model, not a curated record. Gene Ontology annotation, molecular function: guanyl-nucleotide exchange factor activity; protein binding; phospholipid binding. The transcript has 15 exons. NCBI's taxonomy places the organism in Eukaryota, Metazoa, Arthropoda, Insecta, Diptera, Tephritidae. Gene Ontology annotation, biological process: regulation of ARF protein signal transduction.
CAUGACUGUCUGUUUAUAUUUGAAUGGCAAAUGUGUACGUUCCCGUCAUUCCUUUUCUACUCAGUUUUUAUGCAACAUUGGAGUACUCGAAGACAACGACAGCAAUUUCGCCGAUUCGAUGCGGCUGCGAAAGAAUUUGAACACAACACUAUCGUAUAUUUUGUGCCGUGUGCGCGUACUAAAAACAGUGUUUUUUAAGUUCGGGAAAGUAAUUAUAAUAUGGCAAAAUAAGUGUAAAUAUAAUAAAGUGGAAAGUCGGGAAAUUUAAAGCUAAAAAUGCAAAUAGGUGGCCUUCGUGAAGUGCUAGGAUAUGACGGGGAUAUCUGACACAAAACCUCAGUAGCUACGAAAUCCGCGAUGUGUCGUUGACGCCGACGUAGGUGCAGACGACGACGCGACUUCAGCCGUACAACUGACGAAGCUAAUCCACACGAACAGCGGCAAUCGGAAUAAUAGUAAUGAUGAAGUAAACCCGUUGGGGCAUUGUGCAAAAUGAAUUUAAAUUGAAAGAUAUUGGUUUCUAAAAUAAAUAAAAUUAAAAUGGUUUAGCAAUUGGCUGUUUGGGCUAUGCCGGAAAAGUGUUGUAUGUAUAAAAUUUGUAAAGUGUGUUGAGCAGUGUAUAGUGCUGAUUAUGUAUGUGCAAAGUUAGAGUAUUACUUAAAGUAAUGAGAACAAUAAAUAAAUAAUAUAACUGAAUAACUAUUCCAAAUUAAAAAAAGUAGCGGACAGUUGUACGAUUUCAACUUCUUGGUUUCAAAGUGCAUAUAAUUUUAUUGUGGAAGGGAACAAGAGGAAUUUUCAAAGUAAAUGAAAAAGCAUAAAACGAGCAAACAAAACGGGUGGCGUACAAGUUGCAGCCACUGCACAAUGCUCUAUCACUUGUGCAUAUGUAUUUAGAUGCUUGUGUUUGUUCGCCGCGAAAGAGUGCGCAGUGUACGCGGUGUAAUAUUUGUGGAAGCGAAGCGAAACAAAGCAAAGCAAAGCAAGAGGAGUAACAAGACAACGUAGCAGCGUCGAAUCGAACCAAAAACAAAAACGUUUGCGGCUGUUUGUUAGCUCUUACUAUCAGCAGUAACGACAACAACGUCGACGCUAACUACAUAUUGAUGACGCCAAUGUAGUCGGAGGCGGUGACAGCGAAAUCGGUGUGACCAAGCCCAAAAAUCCAGUCAAGCACUACGAAUUUAUCAGCACGAAAGUUCAUACCGCAGAAAGGAAAGACAAAGUCAGGUUAUUGGGCAUUAAUGGGAACGGCAAAUAGUGAAAAGUAACUAAUUUUUGAGAAGAACUUUUCCAAAUACAAACAAAAGGUUAUGGAGAAUCAACUAACGAAGCUAGAACGAAGGUAGCCGAUAGACGGAGUACACACAAGCGGUACAUGCGAAAAGCCGUAGCAUUUGCAGAAUUGCAUGAAUAAUAAAUUUAAUUUAGCCGCAAACCAUAUAACUACUACUGAUGCCACUUUCCUUGCAUCUACGAAUUUAAUAGAAAUUGAAAAUACAAACCUAUAAAGUCGGAGGGCAUCCAACGUCAGCUUGAAGCAGCAACGUCGUCGUUGACUAAUACUAAAUACACAAAUCAACGAGGUACAUCGGCGGUGUGUCGUGAUCGCACUUUCUGCAGUGGUCAACAAAGCGUAUCUGUGCACCUUCAACAGCACCAGCAGUAGGAGUACGUACAGCGUUGGAUUUGGAACAGCAGCAACAGUAGCUUCAACUGAGGCAUAAUAAUGGCCGCCGAGGAACUGAAAGUGGUUUUGCGCCGCAAUGAACAUUCCGGUUUUGGGUUUUCGCUGUUGGGCACUACCGGACCACCGCAUGUAAUCUACGAGAUACACGAGAAUUCACCGGCCGCUGAUGGUGCGGUCGAAGCUGGUGAUAUUAUUUUAAAGGUAAACGGCACUGACGUUCAUCGAUAUACAACGAAAGAAGUUUUGAAGUGCUUACGUCUAUCCGAUGACUCGGUCACAUUGGAAUUGCGUCGAGAUCCCAAAUUGAAGGCACGUCUCAAAGAACAGCUGGCUAAUACAAAAAAUCCCCAUUACGAAGACAUCGAACCAUCUCCGCACAUUUACGAUUACAAAGUAUCGAGUUGUCGAUCACCAACUACACAUCAUCGCUCUUUAUCGCUACAGGACUCUUAUGAACCGUCACAUAAUAGCAACUCAAAUUCAUCAUCUUCGCCUGCGAUACGCUACCCUAAAUCUCCCACACACUUGCCACACCGCCAGGGUUCGCUGCCAACGCCUGGGGCUAGCCAACAACAACAGGGCAAUCACAGUCGCAGUUCUUCCGCUUCGUCAGCUCAGCUACAAUUUGGUGAUAUAAAUGCUUCAGCAACGACUACUGGUGGUGGUGGAGGCGCGGGUGGAGCUACUUGCACAUCCCCCACAUGUCGUCCAUCGCGCAUUCCAACUGCUUUGAAAGCACCACAGAAGCCACCCGUACAACAUUCGCCACAGCAUAAGCGACCACGGCCAUCACAAAUUCCUACGAAGGCUGGCACGGUGGGUUCGGCCACCACUAACGGUAACACACCUACAAGCGGCCACGUAACGACAGCGUCAGCAACAGGUGUUUGCGUGGGUGGAAGUAAUAGUGCGCAUUUACAGCAUUCGAACAGUUAUAGCGGCGGCAGCACACGUUUUUCACAAGCAACACAACAACAAAGCGAACGUGACGCUGAGCCUAAUUCGGCGCCACCGCAGCCAGCGAAGGCGCCACGUUUUGAAGCGUACAUGAUGACUGGUGAACUGAUAUUAAAUUUAUCGAGGACAUCACAAAGUAGUAAUCUACUGCCAGGGCACGCAAAGAAGAUUGACAGUUUGCGUGACUCACCACAACGUGCUGUCGUGGCUGCGCGCGCCAACGGUACCCUAGCGCCUCGCGCCUCUGGUGAAUCAUCGCCCACAUCAUCCUCUUCGGUGGAUUCACCCACCCAUACGGGAAGUUCUGAGUCGGCACACCACCAGAAAGACCGCGGCAGAAGACGUCACCAACAACCGCAUCAUCAUUUACUACAACAACAGUUGGAUAGCAUUAACAAUAGUUACAAUAACAGUAACAGUGGUGGGGGCGUCGGAGGUGGUGUGGGCGUGACAGGUGAUGAUCCGCGCAAAGACGACACACUGUUGUUGUGCGAAGAGCUAGAGCGUGACGACGAGGAAACAGGCGGCGAAAAUAAUCGCAGGCAACGAUAUCAACAACAUAAACAGUAUUCAGUGCGUCGACAUCAAUACAGUCACCAACAGCAACACAGCAGUUACGAACACGACGAAGUCGCCGACAUCGAGGAAAACGAGGAGGAUCAAACCCACUACGACAUCACAAACAUCGAAACAUACAAUAGUGGCGGAAUUGGUGCCGGGGACGUGUGCGGAGAUGAUGACGCAAGCGAUCGGCAGUGCCUGGUGACGCAUUAUGGCGACGACGAUGACGAGGACGGUGACGGCGAAGGUGAGGACUUCGAUGCUGAAGGCGAAGAUGGCUGUGCUGCAGAGCACGAAGACGAAGAUUACUCUUCGAAUUCGCUCACAUCGGCAUCGGCGAAGCAACGGUUGCGCGCCCUCAAACAUAAAGCCGCUGCUGCGCAUUACAAACACGCUCAAAGUGUGGUGCGCGCUAGUGGAGGCGGCGGCGCCUACGAUUCGGUCGAUUGUGCGCGCCAACACUACCACCACCACCACCAUCAACCCCAUCACCAACAGCAACAACAUCAUCGGCAACAGCAACGCGGUUCAGGUGGCUCGACUUCCUCAUCGGCGACGGUGAAAAGCGACGGCAUGGCCGGCAUAAACACCUCACCCGAUGAAACUUCUUUCUCAGUGCCCACCUCACCGAUUUCGCUGUCCACCCCAUUGAUUGAUAAGGAUACAGCAAACUCAGUACCCACCAGUCCAGAGCCAUCGAGUCUGGGCGCAGUGGGCGGUGGUGGCACCGCCGGCCAUGAUGGUGUGGUGCGGCGACACAAUGGUGUCGUGCGUACAUGCGAUUCGGCUGGUUUUCGUACUAGCAAAUCCGAGGAUCAUUUGCAACAAGUACAGCGUGAAGGCAUGGCUGCCGUAAUACCGAUCGACAUUGACGAGGAUGUGAAUAGUUCACUGAAUACGUUGCUGGAUACAAGACAAGACUCUGAAGACUCGCAGGGCUCCAGUCGUGAUCGCAUCGUUUGGACAUAUAACGCACCACUGGCGCCACACCAAAUAGAACAAUUACAGCAGCAGCAACACCUGCAGCAACAAAUACAACAGCAACAACAACAAUAUUCGGCAGCACAAUAUGGCGGCCACAAUAAUUCAUCACCGAAUUCGCAGUCACAUUCACACCCCCAUUCGCACUCACAUUCGCAUUCACACUCGCAUUCGAGUUCAAUAAGUUCAUCACCACAGCAUUCAGCUGGCAGCCCCGCCUCACCUACAUCCGUGUCAAGUUCGGUAAUGUCAUCGUCUGGUUCGAAGGGUGCGCUUGGCAUUGGUGGCGCUUAUGCGUUAUGCAGCAACAAUAAUAAUGGUGGUCAUCAUCAGCAACAACAACAACAACAGCAGCAACACCUUCAAUUGGCAGCAAAUGCAGCUAAUGGUGGCACGAGCGGUGGCACCAGCGCAACCACAGCAACAACGGCUUUACAAAUGGGUUUGUUACAAUGUCCUACUGGUAGUGGUAAUGGUAGUGGUGGAGGUGGAAAUGGUAGUGGUGGUGGUAACAAUAGUUUUGCAGGUGGUGCCGGUUGUGACCAAAGCGUCUCCGAAGCCAUCUCGAAUAUUUCUAGUCCCGACUAUCAGGACGAUGAUAAUUUAUUGAGCUCUCGCGAUCUUGCAGGCGGCAUGGUACUUAGUGAUCCCAGUGAUUCGGAUUCAACGAUACUCGUAUCGGAUACGGCGGCAACUCGACAAAAGCAACAGCACCAUCAACAAUCGCAACUACAAGCACAAACGUUUCAUCAACAGCAAUUGCAACAACAACAGAAGGUUGGUGGUAUGGGUCAACAACAGAAUUCCGAACAGCAUAAACUAGUGAUACAGGUGCGUGGCAUCGAUAAUAGUAACAAUGCUUCACCACGCUCGGCCUACACCGAACUGAGAGACUCCGAAGAUGAAUUGGCCACAUUGACAGAGGAGCCAUUGAAUACUGUUUUGACAGCAGCGGGGGGUGAUGGUGGCAGUACGGGACGGGACUCAUCGCCACCUGUCUCAGAUGAUGGUAGCGAUGUGGAGUCGUUACAUUCCUACCAUUACUCACCAAAGGCUGUAGAUAUGCCGUCAGCGAUACGACUGGCCAAAAGGCUGUACUCACUGGAUGGUUUCAAGAAGAGCGAUGUGUCGCGACACCUCAGUAAAAACAACGACUUCAGCCGCGCUGUCGCCGAUGAAUACCUAAAGUAUUUCAAUUUCGAAAAAAAAACGCUGGAUCAAUCGUUGCGCGAAUUUUUGCAACAAUUUUCGUUGUCAGGGGAGACGCAAGAGCGUGAACGUGUGCUGGUCCACUUUUCGAAACGCUUUUUGGACUGCAAUCCGGGAACAUUCAAUUCACAAGAUGCUGUGCACACUUUAACUUGCGCUAUUAUGCUUCUGAAUACCGAUUUGCAUGGCCAGAAUAUUGGACGAAAAAUGACUUGUGCCGAAUUCAUUGAAAACCUGGCCGAACUGAACGACGGCGAAAACUUCCCCAAAGACGUUUUGAAAUACCUAUAUCAAGCCAUUAAGACACAACCGCUGGAAUGGGCGCUCGAUGAAGAUGCCAAUGAGUUGCAAAAGCAACGCGCCGACAAUAAUGUGGAGAACAGCACAUCCACCAGCCUAAUCGGACAAAAUCCCUUCUUAGACAUACCAGAAUCGUCGUCGGCGAUUGAAUACAAAAAGGGUUAUGUGAUGCGCAAGUGUUGUUUCGAUUCCAACUACAAAAAAACACCAUUCGGUAAGCGUUCCUGGAAGAUGUUCUAUUGCACGCUGCGUGAUUUGGUGCUAUUCUUGCACAAAGAUGAGCAUGGCUUUCGUAAAAGCCAGAUGUCCGAUAACCUGCAUAAUGCGAUACGCAUCCAUCAUGCUUUGGCCACCAAGGCUACCGAUUAUACGAAAAAACAACACGUUUUCCGAUUGCAAACUGCCGAUCAAGCCGAGUACUUAUUCCAAACUAGUGAUUCCAAAGAGCUACAAUCAUGGGUGGAGACGAUAAAUUUCGUUUGCGCCGCAUAUUCAGCACCGCCACUGGAGGGUGGUGUGGGCAGUCAGAAACGUUUUCAACGUCCAUUACUUCCCAGCACACACACAAAGUACUUGAUGAAAGAGCAAUUAGAAUCGCAUGAGCAGCAAUUAGCCCAAUUAGAAGCUGCUCUCGCAGAUCAUAAGAAAGGACCUUUGCCAAACAAAGGACUUCCCCUACAGAAUUACAAAGAAAAAGAGAACUAUUUACAGUAUGAGUUGCGCCGCUAUCGUUCUUAUGUGUCAAUUUUAACUGCUAAACUGCUUGCUGAGCAACAACAAUUAGAGGCCACGCAACAGCAACUACAAUUAACGAACAACGAGGAAUUGGAUACAUUUUCAACGAGUGGAGGAGGAGCUGUGAUUGGUGCACGGCAACAACAGCCGCCACCAGCGUAUCCGCAACAAUUACAAUUACAACAACCAACUGCGCAGUUACCAACAGCACAACAGCCACAGCCGCAACAACAGCAAACUUCAAACAGAAAGAAAGAGAAAAAGAAAUGAAGGGUACACAAUCGCUAGCGACUCAAAGAGCCUUGAACAGGAAUGAGUAUACUAAAGCACACACAUAUACAAACAAACAAAGAACAAACGAGUGUGAAGAAUCUUUUCGCAUUUAACAUUCAGUAUAAUAAAAUUGCGUAAAAAAUAUAAGAAACAAAUGAAUAAAGAAAAAAAUCGAAUUGUUCUAACUUUUUUUCAGCCACUUUUUAUUUCAACUCUCCACUCAUGCGACCAUGCACCAGAACAUACAUACUCGUACACCUAAAUAGCUCUACUGCAAAUGAAGAAAUAAGUUCCACACGCCCUUGGCGCUUCGUAUAUCAGCACUUCAUCAUAAACCGCAAGGACAAAAAUAUCUGCCUGUAGCCAGGCAACAUCGAUCAACAAAGUUAUUCCUUCACCCACAUAUACAAUACAAACAUACAUAUAAAAACGCUCACACUUCGAUGCCCUGAAAAAUAUGUGUAUACAUGAUUGUGUAUGUGUCUUACAGUGUCUGCCAAGAGUUGUGAACCACCAUACAUUUGAAACAAACGCCGUCGCCGUCGUUCAUGCAUACACACAUAACGAAUACUAUUAUUUUUAAUUUAUAUUUACUAUAUGUAUUUACUUACCUAUAUAUAAUAUAUUAUGUGUAUGUAUAUUGAUAAUUAUAUUUUAAUUUUAAUUACAAGUAAUUACUAUAUUAGGAAUGUAAUUAUACAACAAAAACAUACACAUACGUUUAAAAGAUAUGCAUAUAAAUGGGAAAGCAGUAAAAAGAAAUUACGAUCUUCAUCGUAUUUAUAUUAUAUAAUAUUAUACAUAUGCAGAUUUACGCUAUUUUAAAAUUAUUUAUACAACAUACUUAUAUAAACAAUACAUAUAAAGAACUUUCGAAAAGGCGAAUUAAAUCAAAGAAAAGAAAAACAAAUUGAUAAAGGAAAAAAAUCUUUAAAAGAGAAUCAUUUUGAAUGAUAGAAAGCGUAUUAAAAAGUAAGCGAUUGAGCGAAAAUCACUUCGACAAAUUUACAUUUAUAUUCUCAUAUAUAUAUUUUUAGUUUUUUGAAAUAUAACGCGAAAGUGACGCCUAAAAAAAGUUGGUGAGAGUAAAACGAAAGUAAAUUGAAGAAAAGAGGUGAAUGAAGAUAUUUUUAUAACCUCAGCUACUUACCCAAAAUAAGAUAAGCCCCACUUAUUAAAAUUUGUAUUUGUUAAAAGAAAAGGUUAUGGAGAACCUCUAAAAUUCUAUGUGAAUUAUUUGAUUGAAAUUACUUUCAGGCGCUAUGAAAGUGUCGUUUCGCUAUGCGCCAGUUUUUCAGUGCGCUCCAGCCUAACUAAGUUUGAAAUCCAAUCUUAUAGAGAUAACUUUUGUUUCAAAAUUCACAACACUUAAACUCGUGCUGAAAAGCGGCUUGCAAAACUCAAAUUUUAUAACUCAUAAAAAUUCACAAACCCAAAAUAAAAAAAGUCGAUGAAGCGAGUGAAAAUUAAUGAUCGCAGCUAAAACGCAAAUUAUUCUUUUCAAUUUGCUCAAGUUAAUAUUUUUGUAUUAUCCGAAACGUAAAACACUUAUGACAUUAUUUCGAGGCGAUUUCUUUCGUUUUUCACUAUUUUGAAAAGGUUAUUUUGCUUUACAAACACAAAAAUAAAAAAGAGAAAACGCAAUGCAUAAACUGCACGCCACUGGAAAUAUGAAAAGGUAGACAUAACAUAGGUAUCUACGUGCAUACACUGCGAUUACACUACUGCAUUAAUUCCUAAACUAAACUAAUUCCACAAUUUGAAUUCCUUCAUUUGUUUGUAAGCAAAUUCUACUUUUAUAUAUAUUUGUUUAAUGUACAUUGAGCUACUUUUGUUUUUCCUCCAACGGAUUUCGUUUACGUUACCGUUUCUUUUUGUUCUCGUUUCCGUAGUUUUAUAAUAUACAUGUAUAUAUACAUACAUAUUCAUUAUAUUAUGGAUCACAUUGUUUUCUAUUUGUAUGUUCAAUUUGUCGCUUUAUUGUCGUAUUAUUUAUUAUCCUUGAUUUGAAAUCUUUUACUUUAUACCUACAUAUUAAUGCAUAUAUUAUAUAUAAACAAAAUAUACGUUCAAUCAUAUGUCCACGUCUGUAGUUAGGAUAUUAAAUUUGAAGUAAAAUAAACGUAAGAAGCUAAACGAAAUAAACGAAAAUUAAAAAAAGUAAAACAAGAAAAUGCCUCGAUCUUUUUACGCCUCCUAAAAUCCUAUGGGAUUUUGAGUAAAUUUUUUUUGUGAUGUUACCUUAGAAAAUAUACUUAAAUUUAAUGAAAAAUACGUGAGUACACAUACUAAUGGUAGCUGUGUAGUCUCUGUGUUUCUUUUAUUUUAGUUUCCAACUAAUCUAAGUAAUACAGAUGAAUGCGCUGGUGUGUCAUCAACUUGGAUUGGUGAAACACUAUUUUUUUCUUAAUCUCCCUAAACCUCUUAUCAAACGAUCUCCAGUAUCCAAAAUACCUUUUAUUGCUUCGCAACUAUUCCCGAAUGCGGACACGAAGUCGCUCUCAGUAACAAGUCGCUCUCAAAAUUAAUAUAUGGCAUUGUAUUGAUAUCAGAAGCGUCCUUUCGUUCAAAUUAUAUUACAAAAGAUCAUUUCCGGGGUGUGAUAAUAACAUACACUUAACACACAUAACACUU